Rhizophagus irregularis DAOM 181602=DAOM 197198 is the source of this 1039-nucleotide messenger RNA. The record is from RefSeq and is a predicted model, not a curated record. Lineage: Eukaryota; Fungi; Glomeromycota; Glomeromycetes; Glomerales; Glomeraceae.
AUGGAUUUAAGAAAAUAUUUACAACGAAAUUAUAAACAACUUACAUGGAAAAAAAGAAUUUUCAUUGCUUUUAAAAUAAUUGAUGCACUUGAUAGAAUUCAUGGAGAGAAUAAAAUCCAUAGAGAUUUACAUUCCAAAAAUAUAUUAUAUGAUCACUAUUUUCAAAAUAUCUGCAUUAGUGAUCUUGGAUUUUGUGGUCCAGCAAGUAGACCACUAAAAAGUAUAUAUGGAAAUCUUCCUUAUAUAGCACCAGAGGUUAUUAUUGAAGGAGAAUAUACUUUUAAAUCCGAUGUUUAUAGUGUCGCAAUGCUUAUGUGGGAAAUUUCAUCAAGUCAACCACCGUUUAUUAAUUAUGAACAUAAUUACGAUCUUGCAAUGAAUAUAGUUAAUGGUAUUAGACCAAAGAUUGUACCAGGAACACCUUUAGAAUAUAAAAAUUUAAUAGAACAAUGUUGGGAUUCGGAUCCAUUAAAAAGACCUGACAUUAUAACUCUUUGGAGUGAAAUAAAAAAAAUUAAUGUUUCAUAUCAAAAUACAUCAAAUAAAUUAGCAACAAAUAACUUCUUCAGAAUAAAUAGAACAAAUAGCUUAAAAUCAAAAGAAUUAAGUUAUACAAGUAGUGAAUUGUAUACGAGUAAACUUCAUCAGUUUGAAAAUUUACCAGAACCAAGAAAUGCAACAGAAGAAGAACUAGAAGCAUUUCACAGUAAACCAUAUGAUUUUGAAAUCCCUGAUAAUAUCGAAGAUUUUAGUAAAUAGUCAGACUUCAAAAAGUAGCUCCAAAGUAUUUAACAUUGACAAGCUUCAAAGCAUGUAGAUAAUGGCAAAUUUUUAUUCAAGAAUAAGAAAACCGAAUUUAAUCACUAUUUAAUCGCUUUUUUACAUAAUUAUUUAUUAGAUAAGAAAGAAUUACUAUAAAUUAAAAUUAAAUAUCGCAACAUAUAAUUAUUUAGAUACAAAGAAUUAGCAUUGCAACAUAAUACGAAAAAAAUUAUAAAUUCAAAUUAUUAUUUAUCAGUUUUUUAUAAUUUAUUUAUUC